Messenger RNA from Cheilinus undulatus (humphead wrasse), 815 nucleotides. RefSeq names its product CTD nuclear envelope phosphatase 1 regulatory subunit 1 (gene cnep1r1). Lineage: Eukaryota; Metazoa; Chordata; Actinopteri; Labriformes; Labridae. The coding region runs from base 104 to 499 and encodes 131 amino acids. The record is from RefSeq and is a predicted model, not a curated record. Gene Ontology annotation, cellular component: cytoplasm; Nem1-Spo7 phosphatase complex. The transcript is spliced from 6 exons.
CUUGGUUUUAUUUAUCAAGCCCUUUAAGAUCUCUUUAACGUUUAAAGAAACGUAUAUACUCUGGUUGUUUUAUAUUGUAAGUCAGCAAGCAUUUGCCAAUUAUAUGUCUGACCAUCUACUUCAGCGAAAAGACUGCAAACAUCUGGACCUGAAGGCGUUUGAGAGAAGACUGACAGAGUAUGUCUCCUGUUUACAACCCGCAACAGGCAGGUGGAGAAUGAUUCUAAUCGUAGUGUCUGUGUGUACGGCCACUGGGGCUUGGAACUGGUUAAUAGACCCCGACACACAGAAGGUUUCUUUCUUUUCAUCUCUAUGGAAUCACCCCUUCUUCACCAUCAGCUGCAUCACUCUUAUAGCUCUCUUCUUUGCUGGGAUACACAAAAGAGUUGUGGCACCAUCAAUUAUUGCUGCUCGCUGUCGGACAGUUUUAGCAGAAUACAACAUGUCCUGUGAUGAUACGGGGAAACUUAUUCUCAAGCCACGACCUAACAUCCAGUAACUUAAAGCUCGAGUGUGGUCAUAGUGGUCCUGGUUUUUGUUGGUUACUGGUGAUCACUCUGUGCUUUAAGUCCUCAAGGUGGUUUGAGCAGCAAAAAGGGGGACAGCACCAAUAUGGACAUUGUCAUCUGUAUGGAUGAGUUGUAUGGAGGAAGACAGGAAAGGGGCCUUUUAACUGUGUUGCUGGUGGAUCUCAUCACAGCAGAAGCUGAUCUACUCGUUUGUCUUUGAUAUGUUUGUUUCUGAUUUUGAGCAUAUAUUUUACCUGAAUGUUUCUAUUUUUAAAGUUAUAUACCUAAUAAAUACGUAACAUAUAA